Messenger RNA from Monosiga brevicollis MX1, 1371 nucleotides. RefSeq lists its product as uncharacterized. The record is from RefSeq and is a predicted model, not a curated record. The transcript has a single exon. The coding region runs from base 1 to 1371 and encodes 456 amino acids. NCBI's taxonomy places the organism in Eukaryota, Choanoflagellata, Craspedida, Salpingoecidae.
AUGGCACCCCUGCACCACCGUGGGCUCCGGCCAUUGCUAUGGGCGUUGGCCCUCUUCAUCGCCGUGGCGGCAGCGCCGUCCGCUACAGCCUUGCCCAUAUCACCCUCAAACACGACUGGCGCUGAACAUGCGGCGCCUGUCAAUGCCACCGUCAUACCGACCUCUGAUACUGGCACGAGCCCGCCAGCCUCUGCCUCUGCCCAGCUCCCUGCCGCCGGGCCUGGCCGCUCGCAACCCGCGAUAGACCCCGAAGCCCUGGCCAGUCGCGCCGCAGAAGCUCUGACCGAGCCCGUGGAGAGGGGUCAGCAGGCUGCGACUCGCGAUGCUGCCGCUGCCAUGGCUGCUGCUGCUGCCGCUGCCGCUGCGGCAGCCAAUGCCUACGACCGAGCACAAAAGGCGGCCGCUGCCAUGGCCGCUGCUCAAGCGCAGAGCGACGCCCAAGUCGCGGCCGCGGCCGUGGCCACCACCAUUGCCACGGGGGCUUCAACAGCUAAACCUACCCACUACUACGACUCGAUUGAGGUGCCCAACAGCAUGAGCUUGGGCCUGCAGAUUGGGGUCUUCAGUGCCGUCAUUGUCGUUGCCGUCACCGCAGCGCGCGUCUUGGAGCGUCGACGCGAGGCGCGCCUCCGCUUCUCCACCUCCCGUCUCAUUCAGGCUGGCGUCGAAGACUCGGACAACGCCCAGCUGCGACGUGCUGAGGAAGAGCGCCUCCUAGCCGCUCUCCCCUCGCCCCUCCUGGUCCAGAGCAGCUUCCAGCCCGGCAUUCCCGACCUUCCGGCUGAUGUGGUUGAUCCAGAGUCCUCCAUCGGCUCCCGCCUGAAGCAAAAAAUGCGCCGGGCCUGGGACCGCCUUUCCCUGCGCAGCGCCAACACCAUCAACUCUCGCACCAACAGCACUGCUUCCCACCUCACCGCCAUUGGCGAGUCACCCACAGACGGCUCCGAGCACACGUCCAUCCACCUCGGCUAUGAUCGCGCCAGCGACGACGACGACGACGGCGACGACGAUGCACAUGGUGGCUCCACCCUCUACCUUCAUCGCAGUCCGCACCGCUUUCACGUGGAUCACCGGCAUACCACCAAGCUCAACAGCAGCAACAGCUACAGCAGCGAUGACGACGAUGGCAAUGACGCCCACGAAAGCCGUCGCGACUUGAUCGAUCAAGACGAACGCAUGGCCCCCUUCCAUCCCCGGGCCCACUCAACUACCACCACCACCUUCUCUGCUGCCGCCUCUCAAUCCGCGAGCCGUCUCCCCUCUGAUCCGUCCACAUCAGAAGCCCUGUCCCGCGGACUGUCCUUUGAUUCCAUCUGCAUUCUGGAUGACGAGCAGGGCUCGAGUCUAGAAGAACACCUUCUCAUUCUCUAG